AUUCAAAAUUAAAAAGAAUGAAGUGUGGUGACCAACUUCAUGCUAAAAAUUGAAAUUUCUUUUACGGAGAAAGUAGGAACUCUCAAACGAAAGGUCCUUUCUCUCAAACCCUUUCAAACGAAUUGCAUAAAAAGAAGUAAAAAAAAAAGGUAAAGUGAGGUGGCUAACUUCACGGAGUUGCCUGGACUUGGCUACCUGAUUAAAAAGUAAUAACACAUGAAAGUCGAGAUGUAAUUGUUCCUGAAACCAUCUAAAACAGGUAUCAAAAUGAUGCGAGCACAAGUAACACCUCCUGAGUGCGCCCUCGCCGCAGAAAUGUUCGACCACUUUUGUUCAGCGGGAACUAUGAAACAAAUCUUGGCGUUACAUCGAGAAAUAUGUAAUACCCUCAACCUGAAACCGAACAGAUUGCCCGACUUCUACCCUAAAAUAAAGGCUAAACUGGCAAAUUCAUGGAAGGCUCAAGCUCUGUUCAAGAAGUUCGAUCUGCGAGCGAACCACAAGGUGUACGGCAAGGGCAGGAUAUGCGCGCAGACGAAAGUCCUCAUCAUCGGCGCAGGGCCCUGCGGCUUAAGAGUGGCUAUUGAGUGCCAACUUUUAGGAGCUAAAGUGGUCGUUGUAGAAAAACGUGAUCGGAUGUCACGUAAUAAUGUACUGCAUCUGUGGCCGUUCGUCAUACAAGAUCUGCGUGCUCUGGGCGCUAAGAAAUUCUUCGGAAAAUUUUGCGCAGGUUCCAUUGACCAUAUCAGCAUACGACAAUUGCAGUGCAUUCUUAUGAAGGUAGCGUUACUGCUUGGCGUAGAAUUGCACGAAGGUGUCAGUUUUGAGGAGCUAUUGGAGCCAAGUAUCACUCGGCAUGGUGAGAGGGUUGGUUGGAGGGCGCGUGUGUCGCCGGCCGAGCACCCUGUAUCGCAGUAUGAGUUUGAUGCGCUGGUCGGUGCGGAUGGAAAACGUAAUACGCUGCACGGAUUCAAACGUAAAGAGUUCCGUGGCAAGCUAGCUAUGGCUAUCACCGCUAACUUCAUUAAUAGACACAGCGAACAAGAAGCAUCGGUGCCGGAAAUAAGCGGGGUCGCCUUUAUUUUUAAUCAGAAAUUCUUCAAAGAACUCUUUGAGGUAACUGGCAUCGAUCUUGAGAACAUUGUCUACUACAAAGAUGAUACACACUACUUCGUCAUGACGGCGAAAAAGCACAGUCUAUUGAACAAGGGAGUUUUAUUAAAUGAUUAUGCAGAAGUGUCUCGCCUGUUGAGCGUGGAGAAUGUGGAGCGCGGUGCACUGAUGCGAUAUGCGCAGGAAGCGGCUCGUUUCUCCACCGACGGACAGCUGCCCCUCAACGACUUCGCUCUUAACCACUACGGGGAGCCCGAUGUCGCACUAUUCGAUUUUACCUCUAUGUACGCCGCUGAGAAUGCCAGUAUUGUAUACGAGCGUCAAGGUAAACGUCUCCUUUGCCAGUUGGUGGGGGACAGUCUUCUAGAACCUUUCUGGCCGACUGGGUCUGGCUGCGCUCGAGGUUUCCUGUCAGCGUUGGACGCCGCGUGGGCCGUGCGCUCCUGGGGACAAACUCCACCACCACAUCCCCUAGAAGUUAUAGCUGAAAGGGAAUCUAUAUACCGACUAUUGGCACAAACAACUCCUGAGAAUUUACACCGUGAUUUUGGGGGUUACACAUUAGACCCCGGAACGCGGUACCCGAACUUAAACAGAACUGCAGUAACACCGCAUCGAGUUACAUCGUUCUAUGACUGUGAUGAAGCUCUCCAGUUAGAAACUCCCAUCGGGAGUAGGAAGCGACGCCGCGAUAUUUCAGAGAUGGAUAUAUCUGAGGGUGCGCUGAUAUCGUGGGUGGGGAGUGCGGAGGCGGGGCUGGCGGGCGCGGCGGGGGCGCAGGCGCUCGCCGCCCUCGUGCGCCGCUACCGGCCAGACCUGAUGCCGCCCAGCGCCCCGCACAACGCUGUCUAUCAAGUCUUACAACAUGAGUUUGGGAUUACGCCGUUUCCGAAUACAGGCUCGACGUACGACGUGCCCGAAGCGAAACUGCGCUCAUAUUUGUCUCGAGUGUACCUAGCAUUCAAAGGCGAAGUACCUCACAUACAUCAUAAAUAUGAAGUAUUUGAUCAGAUCAAAAAAAGCCAACAGAAAGAGAAGCAUGCCCGAAAUACGACGGACCAUUCGGUUUCUGUAUAUUCGAAUGCAGCCGAACUCGAUAAAUCUACCUUAAGUUCCAGAAGAAAACGCCGCUCCACACGCUCUUCCCAAGAGGAGGGCAGAGUGGUGGGAGGAGGCAAGGCAUUUGGCGGAGGUGCCCACGUGGCUCGUCUUGCUGCGGAACUCUCCGCAAACCCAUCAACUGCAAUGCCUAAAGCUUCCAAACCAAAAGAUCUGAUACGAUCAGUUGGAAAAAUAGAAAAAGAUGAUUGGAACGUCAAAGAAAUUGAAAAGAAAAUCAUGGAAAACCGUCUCGGUAGACCAGAACCGAAAGCUGCUGAGAAAGUUCCCAAAUGGGAUAGAGAGGAAUUUCUUAAACGCCAACGUCGCUUGAAAGAAGGUGACCAGAAUGAUGAGAAAUGGGAUGAUAUUGAUGAAACUAUUAACAAAUUCAACCAGAAGGUGAAAGAUUCGGGUCGCCCCGAACAGGGUAAUGAAAGGGUAGCGAAAUUAGCAACCAAGUUUGUGAAAAAAGAGGAGCCUGAUUCUGAAAAAGCUGAAUCACAUGAUAAGCAAAGCAAGCGCAGUUGGCGCGGCCCGUCUGCGUCAGGUAUCCAGUGCGUGGCGUGCGGGCAGCGCGUCUUCGCGGCCGAGGGUGUUAUCGCCGACGGCCUCCAUCUGCACAGGUCGUGCUUCAGAUGCGCUGUAUGCAACACCGUAUUGAGACCCGGCAAUUAUGCUAUGGAGCGAUACGGUAAUCGUUUAGUGUGUUUGCGGCAUGCCGGUGUGACUGUAUGUGUACCGGACAGUGUGAAUAUCUUGACACCGCCGUCAAAACCUCAAACUGUUCACUCUACCCCUGAGCGAAUCAGCCUGGAGCUAUCUGAUGCUGCUGCGAGAGAAAUCGACGAAGACGAAUGGACAGACAGGAAUUGUCUGGCAUCAGAAACAUCUCCUGCCGGAGGGCUUAGCGACGAGAAGGCUUCAUCCGAUGAAUGGACGGAUGUGGAAAGUGAGGGGGAGGAGGAGGCGCGCGCCUUGCAGGCCCCUGGACCGGCGCGAGACACCAUCAUACAUGACCCGAAAGAUCUCGCCUUUUUUUCAUUUUUAUCAGAUGAUUCAUUUGGCUAUGAUGAUAAUUCUGAUGAAGGUGCGGAGUCGUCAGGCAAGGAGUCGUGUUCUCGCAUGCGAGCUGCACGCGAGGCUCGCCGGCGCGAGGUGCCGGAGGAGAAGCGGCCGCCCACCGACAGCAGCGAGGUGGAGUCUGAAGAUGAAAGUGAAUCAAGCGAUGAUGAAGUAUCCUCGGCAACGGAAGUGUCAACAGAUAGUGAGUUUGCGCGUGAAGAAUGUGUACCGGCGCCCUCCCCUCCUGCAAUUCUUGUAACGGAGGCGCCGCCGCCGGCCCCUCCUCCUCCUCAAGAAUACCCUCUUAGCAGAACUCGAUCAGCAGGUGGAUUGGCCACUAAACGUGCCUUAGAAUUAAAAAGGAGAUUUUUGUUAGGAGAACCAUCACCGCCGGCAGUUAGAAAAUCAGACUCUACCUCUCAGUUAGAUACUAAAGUCAAAGCAUUUCGAUCAAAUAUAACAGAAUUUCAAAAAAUGUUACACCCUGCUCCCGCACCGACCACUCAAGUCCAACCACAAAAGCCAAUUGUUACUUUUCGUUUGACUGAGGAUGUGCAAAACAAAAUCCAACCAAUGCCAGAUAUUAUCAAGAACUUACAUACCGAUGCUCAAGUUGACUUGCUUACAAAAUGUGAUUUGCCACUAUGUAAAAAUGAUUGGAGGGAGCCAAUAAAUGAAGAAAAACAAGAACCUGAUUUAGAAUCUGAUUCUUUAUCCGAUGAUGAUGCUUCUAACACAGAUACUGCUCCGAAUCAAACGGUCCCUCGGGUGGAAGUGCACGACGAGGGCGGAGAAUUAAUACAACUUGAUAGCUUAAUGAUUAUUAAUACUGGGAUUGAUGAUAUUGGCGAAAAACUAUCUGCUACAGCUUUAUCGGACGUACCUACAAUACUCGCUGCUGAAUCAGAAUCGUCAGAAUCUUGUCGUGAUGUUACCACUCUUGCUUUGACUGAAACAGAACUGUCAGAUUGGGCAGCUGAAAGUGCAGUGUUAGACGAGUGUGGUAUAGACGACAAAGAAAAUAAAAGAAAGCAAAACCCGAGGACAUUGAGUGGCCCAAAAUUAAUACACGAUGCUAAAAAUAUUGCAGCUAUUGCUUCACACGUUUGCGGGCGAAGUAGUCCUUUAGAUAAUAUUGUCUAUUCCAAUGCACUCGAACAUUUCGAGUUCGCGGACGAAGGCGAUCAAGAUCCUUCGAUUGGUACGCCGGUUACACCAAGGAAUGAAGGCUAUAUGGAAUUUGUUGACGAUAAGAUAGAGGUAGAACCAUACUAUCCAACUAACGAUCGAUCAAUGAACUUUUUUGAACAAGCUUUUUCGGAAAGACUAUUGAAACCUACGGGUAUUGACAUUUGUAGAGAAAACUUGAGAAAUGAUGUUUCUGAUGUCAUUGAAUUUAUAGAUAAAGAUGACUCACAAGAAGACAGCGUUCCAAAAGAGCAAAACUCUUCUAACAUUACGGAACUAGCACAAAUUGAAUUAAGCGAGAAAUCUAGUACCGAAAAUACCUCACUCAGUUUACAAAGGAAUACAGAGAAAACUAAAACUGCUAAUGAUAGCACUCCUACUAGCAAUAAAGAAUUGAUGACAGUGCUUAGUGACGUGGCGUCUAUUAGUUUAUCAGAAGUAUCGUCUGCUUUAGAUAAAACUAAUUCAGAUACAGGAAAAGUAAAAGCUAAUAGUCCAUUGUCUAAGAACUCUGCAGAAGAUAUAUCACCACCAUUAGCGCAAGACUUUAGUCUUUCCCGAGAUUCUACGUAUAAUGGUAGCAUUAAUGCGCCUGUCUCUUUUGGCUCUUCCAAUACUAUACGAAUGUAUUCACCAGCAAUCUGCCGAUCCGUCACAGUACCUUUCAAUAGUUCCAUUUCAAGAAGUGGUAACUCAGACUCACCAUGCCGUAGCAUGGAUCUCUCGAUAUCUGCUAACAUUAGUUCAGGAUCGAUAUCACCUGCUAGUCCAUCCCCUAUGCGGGACACAACAGUUAAAGUACAAGAAAUAAAACGAGAGAGAGAUGAACUUAACGAUAUAGUAAGGGGAUUAGUUCUGGGAAGGGUAAGAAGUGGUCCCCGGGAUGGUAAGAAGUCGUCUCGUAGAACUAAAGUCUCGCCCGCUUCUAACACACCACCCCCAAUCCCUCCACCUCCCGUGCUCCCCGAGCAACAACCUCCGCCGCCGCCCCCGCCCCCGUCCUCCUAUACCUCACCGCCCCUUAGACCAAUGUCGCCUCAAAUAUCUUUAUCUGUCUCACCAUCCCUCUCUGACCCAGAAUUGGCAACAGAAAGGAGGAGAAAAGGUAUCAUGAAGAGCAUUUCCAAUUAUUUAAAUAGACGUCUAGGACCACGCCACAAGUGGGUCUCGGAGCCGGACCUGAUGUCGCACGUAAGCAAAGCAUAUCAAAUACAGUAUCGUGAACUAGGAAGUCGGCAAAUGAGUCAGUCAAUGAGCGGCGCGCACAAGUCGACUGGUACGCUACAGGAGUCCCCGCCCCCGGCCCCGCCCCCACCGGUGCCUCCGCCCCCUGCCUGUUACUCCCCGCCCAUACACACGCACUCGUCGUGUAGGAGGCUUCCAGGAGUGAUGGAUAUCGAGGAGCGGGAUGCGAUGCAGCUAUGGUUCGAGGCGCGGUGGGCGCGGCUGGUGGCGCAGCGGCGGGCGCGCGACCGCCCCGCCCCGGCACUACACUCACGUCACAACACAGACCACAACGUUAGACUGGCGCACCUCGAACGACGACUUAGCAGACCAUUGUCUGCGGAACAACAAGCGGCGGCGGUUGCUGAAUUAGUGCAGGUGACUGCGCAGCGCGACGCUCACGAAGCUCUUAUGGCAGCUGACAGAAGGCGCCACGCAGCCAGCGACAACGUGGGAACACAUCAUAAACUCGGCGACUAAACCCCGGCCUGGAAACUAAUGUUUACCUUUAUAUAAUUCUCUAAAGUUUAUUAUUAAAAAAAUAAAUAUUUAGAUGGAAUAUUCCUCUCAGAGUAUAUAUGUUCAAGGUUCGCUUGAAACUGGACUAAGAUGCUGUUGCCAAAAUCUAUCGCAGAAUUUUGCACUCUUAAUGUUAGAACAAAUGUUAAAUAUAUGUUAAUAGGUGUCCGUAUUUGUGGCAUUGUUACCCUGAAAGCAAUUAUCUAAGCCUUGCUGUAAGAUAAGAUGAUAGAUAUACUAUAUUUAUAUACAUAAAUCAAUGAAUCAUUACUUGACAAUAUAUUUGUAUCAUAUGUUCAUACUUAGGUCAAUGUCUUUGCGAACAAUCUUUACUAGUACUUCCAAAGGCGAACUUUGAUAUGUUUCUAAUCAUUGAGCUUUAUUUAGUUUUAUUAGUUAGAGAUAGUGGACUACUAUACCGCAACUAUUUAUGAAGCUUUGUUUUGUAUUCGAUCAUCUUAACACUGUCUAUGUUUUGUAAUUUCGUAGACCGGAUUUGUCCAGUGAUUUAAGUGACUAAUGUCGUCAAAUAAAAAGGUAAUGUAUUUUUAUAAAUGACUUGUAAUUGAGUGAAAAUAAACCGCCACAACAAUUACAUUUAGUACACACUGAAAUUGCAAUGCAAAAAAAGUUUUAUACUUAGGUUAAUUUUGUCUAUUUUUGGACCGAAAGAAAUUGUAUAUCUUCAAAGUUAUAGAAUUUACAUCACAAAUAUACUAUACAAAACAAUACAUCACAUUGCUAUUUGCCACGUAGGUUUUUUUAAAGUAAUUUUUACCGUAUUAAUAAAACAGUCUUAUUAGACGU
Papilio polytes (common Mormon) is the source of this 7014-nucleotide messenger RNA. It is a transcript of the gene Mical, whose product is annotated as protein-methionine sulfoxide oxidase mical3b. The record is from RefSeq and is a predicted model, not a curated record. Gene Ontology annotation, molecular function: FAD binding. NCBI's taxonomy places the organism in Eukaryota, Metazoa, Arthropoda, Insecta, Lepidoptera, Papilionidae. The transcript has 27 exons. Bases 268 to 6168 code for a protein of 1966 amino acids.